Microthlaspi erraticum is the source of this 762-nucleotide messenger RNA. NCBI's taxonomy places the organism in Eukaryota, Viridiplantae, Streptophyta, Magnoliopsida, Brassicales, Brassicaceae. The record is from the annotation of a GenBank genome assembly.
AUGGCCCCCCGUUCCAAAAACAAAGGGUCCAAAAAAGGACAUGGUUCCAACGCAGCUGCUUCCACCUCCAACGUACCUAUUUCCACCUCCAACGUACCGGAAGAACCUGCUCCCACCGAAGAACCCCCAAUAGCUACAGAAUUUGUUGAUGUGUACUGGGACCUCAACACCUGUCCUCUGGCAUAUCCUGCGGAUGGUAUAGUGGGAAGGAUCGAAACGGCUCUUAACGAGGUCAAUGCAAAUUCAAACUCUCUACGAUACGCUCUUUCCGAUACAAGAGUUAUCUGUGGAAAUGUUAACGCAUUGAGUAAAGAGGAUUGGGAUAGUCUUCAAUCUUAUGGUUUCAAAUUGGAACCAUGUGAAGAUAGACGUGCUUAUUGCAACAAUCAUAACCAAGGCCAAAGGAAGCCCAAGGAUCCUCCUCCAGAUCUGGAGUUGGAAGUGCAUUUGACCGAUCAGUCACUCAAUCCCGUAACCACGAACAUUUUGCUAAUCUCUAGCGAUUACCAUUUUGGGGAGUCAAUGGACAUCAACCGCGUGAAUGGCUACACAAUUUUCUUAGCACUCUCCGGGGAGAUACAGGGAACCGGCUACCAAGAGUAUGGAAUCGGCUACGAAGAGUAUGGGCACUAUGCUUGGUACUGGGAAUGGAUGGAGUAUGAUGGAACAGGUCUGUAUACCCCUACCCCUGAACUGUAUUAUUCUGUUAUGUCUUUUGUGUAUUAUGGUGUUAAUUGUAUCUUCCCUACAGCAGUUAUUUAA